AUGUCGCUUGGCGCCUCCGCUUCCUCGGUGUCUGCGGCCAAAGCGGCCUUGCGCAAGCAGGUGCGCGCUAGCCUGAAGAUCCUGGAUGACGCUGAAUUGAAUCGCCAAAGUGAGGCCGUUUGCGAACGACUGGUGCGCAGCAGCCUCUUCACGGCGAGUCAGAGGAUUGGCAUCUUUCUCGCGAUGCCCAUGGGAGAGCUCCGGACAGGGCCCAUAUUGCAGCAAGCCUACUCCAGCGGAAAGCAGGUGUUCUGCCCGCGGGUGAUGGGCGAUGGCUGGAUGGAGUUCUUUGAGGUAAAGACUUCGGAGGAAGCUGCGGCUCUGCCGCUGUCGAAGUGGAAGAUCCCCGAGCCUCCGGAGCAUUUUCCCAAAGUGGAGCCAUGGGAUUUGGAUCUUCUGCUGGUACCGGCCGUCGCUUUGGACCUGAGUCGAAGGCGCUGUGGUCAGGGCAUGGGCUUCUAUGAUCGCUAUGUGCAGCGUGCUAAACAGCGACCGGACGGAAGCCGGCCUUUGAGAACGAUUGGGCUUGGACUUCUGCAACAAAGACAGGAUGAAGUGCCCUGUGAGUCGCAUGACGAGCUGCUUGACGCAGUCGUCUUUCCCGAUUGUGACAUUUUCGCGACAGACUGCGAGCCAGCAGAUCCAGGGAGACCAUAG
Symbiodinium necroappetens is the source of this 657-nucleotide messenger RNA. Lineage: Eukaryota; Dinophyceae; Suessiales; Symbiodiniaceae. The record is from the annotation of a GenBank genome assembly.